This is a messenger RNA of Eimeria necatrix, 2760 nucleotides long. RefSeq names its product tuftelin interacting protein 11, putative. Lineage: Eukaryota; Apicomplexa; Conoidasida; Eucoccidiorida; Eimeriidae. Gene Ontology annotation, cellular component: U2-type post-mRNA release spliceosomal complex. Bases 1 to 2760 code for a protein of 919 amino acids. The transcript has 3 exons. The record is from RefSeq and is a predicted model, not a curated record. Gene Ontology annotation, molecular function: nucleic acid binding. Gene Ontology annotation, biological process: spliceosomal complex disassembly.
AUGGGGAAGAGCAGUAGACGCGCUCGCAGGAAGGAAGUAAUUUAUGGCUGCUUCGGCGGCAGCAGCAGCAGCGAUGAGGAUGUAGGCCGGCCUGCUGCUGCUGCUGCUGGGCGCAACAGCAAGCGCCGGCGGCGCCGCAGCAGUAGCCGCAGCAGCAGCGAGGAUGGCGGCAGCGGUCCUAUUCAGUUUGUCAAGGGUGGAGUGUUGCAGCCAGAGGACCCCAACGAGAAGAAGCAGAAGAGCAGCAGCAGCAGCAAGAAGAGCAGCAGCAGCAGCAGCAGCAGCAGCAGCAGCAGCAGCAGGCGUCGCGAUGCAGCCCCCCAGCCGUUUGAAUUCGACAAGAGCCAGCUGAAGCUGUCUAUCAAGAAGCCCAGCGACAAGGAGCAGCAGCAGGAGCAGCCGCAGCAGCAGUUAAGCAGCAAGGACGCGCAUGUGCUGCAGCAGCUAGGGCUCGAUUACUCGGAAAGCGAGGACGAAAGCAGCAGCAGGGGCGCACAGCAGCAGCAGCAGCAGCAGGACGGGGCUUCUCCCGUUUCCGGAGGCCGUUCGGAUGGCGAGUCCGCAUCAGCAGCAGCAGCAGCAGCGGGGUCUUCAGGCGCAGCAUCUGAGGGCGGGAGCAGCGGGAGCGAAAGCAGCAGCAGCAGCAGCAGCAGCAGCGGGAGCGAGAGCGAAGGCAGCAGCAGCGGCCGGCGCAGCCGCUCCCCCGCGUUCGUGUUCAAGCGCGCCGCCGCGCAGCCGGGGGACUCCCCGGGCAGCGACCCGCAGCAGCAGCAGCAGCAGCAGCAGCAGCAGGGCGGCUGGGGGCAGCAGCAAAUGCAGCAAGUCUACGGAAAAGGCUUCGCGCUGCUGCAGCGAAUGGGCUUCAAGGGGGGAGCGCUGGGCAAAGAUGGCCGCGGCCUCGUCGCCCCCAUCGAAGUCAAAAUCCGCAAGAAAAACAGAGCCCUUCAAAACCAGGGCGAACGUCUUCGCCCUGGCGAAAAGGGCGCAGCACCCACCAAGGUGGUGCCCAGCGGGGUGGUAGGGCCUGACGUGUUUCGGUGGAAGCCAGCAGCAGAAGCAGCAGAAGCAGCAGCAGCAGCAGAAGAUGGCGGUGUCGCGCGAAUGACGGGGGUGUCUGACGAGUGGCGAACGGGAAAGGCCCGCAGCAAACGGCUGGUGAAAACACCAGCACAAAUAGCUGUUGAGGGGCGCAUGCUGCUGCAGCAGCAACAGCAGCAGCAGCAGCAGCAGCUCAGAGUUAUCGACAUGACCGGCCCGCAAGUUCGACUCCUAGAGAAUGCUGCGGAGGUGGGAGAGGCUUUGCGGCAGCAGCAGCAGCAGCAGCUGCUUCAGGAAGAGGUGCUGAGGCUGAACGGCAGCAGCAGCAGCACCAGCAGCAGCAGCACAAGUGGAGUGCCGCUGCAGCUACUGCAGCAGGCGCUAAGACAGCAGAUUCGUCGGGUGGAGAGAGAUCUGCAGCAAGUUGCUGCUCAAAAGCAUCAGCAGGAGCAGGAGCUGCUGGACGCUGCAGCAAACGACGAACGGCAGCAGCAGCAGCAGCAGCAGCGCCACCUAGCAGUGGAAAGUACGAAGCAGCUGGCUGCUGCAGUCAAGGCCAUGUACACCCGAAUCAAGCGGCGCAGCAGCCCUGAGGGGCAGCAGCAGAAGGAGCCGGAGGCGGACCGCUGGAGCGACGAAGAAGCACAGGCAAAGAGCAACAGCAGCAGCAGCAGCAGUAGCAGCGACAGCAGCAGCAGCAAGGAGCCGGAGUAUGGCCACCUGACGGGGGGUCUCACCCCGAAGGCUUUGCUGCAGGAGGUGUUGAGGUGGAGAGACACGUGGCAGGAAGCUUUUUACAAGUUACACGUUGCUGCUGCUGCUGCUGCGCUGCUGCGGCUGCUACUGCAGCGGGUGUGCGGCGUGUGGGCCCCUCUCGAGACAGCAGCGCCGCAGCUGGCUGCUUCUGUGGGGCAGUGGUUUGGAGUGUACACGCAGCUGCACCAGGAGGAGGAGGAGCGUUGGAUGGCGAAGCUCAAGCAGCAGAGGCAGCAGCAGCAGCUGCUGCUGCUGCAGGAGCAGCAGCAGCGGCAGGAACAGCUGGAGCGGCUGGUGGCAGGGAGGACUUACGACCUGCUGCAGGAAGGAGUUGAGGAGUCCGUUGGGGCGCACAUGCGGCGGCAGCUGCUGAACUCUUGGACUCCCGUGUCUGCUGCUGCUGCUGCUGCUGCGCUGCUGGAGGUGUGGCUGCCGUCGCUGCCGGCCCGGGCGGGCCGCCGGGUGCUGCAGGAGCCUGCAGUGCAGCAGCUGCGGCGGUCGCUCGACAGUUGGGAUCCCUUGGCCCCCAGCAGCAGCAGCAGCGGCAGCAGCGGCAGCAGCAGCAGCAGGCCGGUGCACCAGUGGCUGCUGCCGUUUGUGUCUCUGGUGGAGCGGCCGCUGGCGGAGUCGGAGCUGCUGCUGCCGCUGCAGCAGAAGCUGGUGCGGGUGCUGUCUGUGCACUGGAGAGCCUCGGACCGCAGCUGCCUGGCGCUGCUGCGGCCCUGGAGGGGAGUGUUCAGCAGCAACUUGUGGCUAGACCUGCUGCAGCGGGGGGUGGUGCCGCAGCUGCUGCAGCGGCUGCAGCAGCUCGAGAUCCGGCCGCAGCAGCAAGACCUCACCCCCUUCAACGACGUGCUGCUGUGGGAGUCGCUGCUGCCCACGGAGCUGCUGGCCCGCGUGCUGCACGAGGGCUUUAUGCCACUUCCUAUGAAGAGGGCCUUUGUUGGCUUUGUAGAGAGGCCCUAA